UGUUCCCCUAGUCCGCAGUGACCUCCGCACCUCCAGUGUGCACCUCUGAGGACGUGGAACUUCCUCCGGGGGGCGGGUGAUGUAUUUUAUUUUUCUAAUGAGAAUUUUGAGGCGAAAUAAUGACCAUUAGGAAAAUUUGACGAUCUGUAGAAGAGGGCGGGAGUGGGAGGGAGCGAGAGCGCGUGCUCCUGGGGGUCGCUGCUACUGAAGAACGUCGUAGAAAUCCUAGGAGUCUAAUCUGGGAGUUGGGGAGGGGUUUUGUUCUUAUGCCCACGCUAUUCAUAGCUUCUCCUCGCGAGCUUUACAUUUUGGCCCCUAGGUUUAGCUGGAGUCCUUAGGCUUGGUUCCAAGGGCGUUUUAUAAAAGUCCAUGACAAAAUGAUGCUUGUGUAAUGUACCUAGGUUGGUAAAUUAAAACAAUGAUAAUAAGGUGGGCGCUUCCGAAGGCCGGAGCGCCCGAAGGCCGGCUCUUCCAUCAUCGGCGGGGGCCGUGGGUUGCCUCUAAGAGUCCUCAGUUUGCAACGGGAGGCGAAACACGAGCGGAUAACCGAGGAGGCGACAGCGCUGGCGCCGCCUGAGCUCCUAACUCCUCUCUCCCCAAGUCUAGUGCCGCUCGGCUCUCCGCCUCUUCUCAAAGCCUCUAGGGUUCUUCAAUCUUUUACAGCUCCACUCCUUUUCAUCCCUAGAAGUGCAGCUCCCGCAUCCCGGGCACUGCACACUGAGGUCGGGCGACUCUGCCUAGUGUGGGUCCAGGGCAUGAGCGCCACAGUCUCCGCGCGCAAUUGGGGAGGCCAGAAAUGAGGGUGAGAGCCUGGAUGCCCCCGGGUCAGAGACCCAGGAAUCCCUCCCAAGGAAGGACUUCGGGCCCUCCGUUGUUCUGUAUCUGGCCCCCUGAGCACUUCUGUACUGCCUUUUCUGGCUUGGGGACAAUGAAGUGUCGUGGGUCAAGGCCGGCCUCAUACAGAGGGGCUCACCGAGGCCCAGCCCCUGCUCUCGGCCUGCCCCCAAAACGAACUAUUAGAAGGUCCCAGCUGACACCCGGCCUGGGCGAUGGGUCGCGCGGCAAACUCCGAAGAAGUGGCGGUGUUCAUUCGUUCAAGGGACUAUUGAGAGCCAGUGUUCGAUUUCACUGGAAAAAUCUAAAAACCUUAGAGCCCUGAACCGAUUUCGUCUUUUGGAGAGAGAAGGGUGUGUGGAGAGAAAAAGAAGGCCCAGUCGUGUGGACCACUUGGGGAGGGAACCCGGAGAGGAGUUGCUCUUCCUUUGAAACUGUGUCCUCCAUCCCAGAGCUUUGGGGGUCAGGAUUUAGCCUGUUCACCUCGGGACUUUUUCCGGUCGCCGAAAGUUAUUAGCACUAGAGUGGAGUUGAGGGCAAACUCCUCCCCCAGAGUAAGGUAGACACCCAGGCCUCUCCUUCCAGACCUAACACCCGGGCUUCUCCGAACUAUAAUUAAUAGUCAAGAGCAAGUUUUUGGCACAUUUCUUUCUCCCUCCCUCGCGGGUGGUGGAGAUGUUGGUUCCCCGAGGCCAGAAACUUUCACUCGAAUUGGCGGGGCAGAGGCCGGCGCCGGCUGUUUUCCAAAUGCCCGCGUACUUCUUUCUUCUUCCCCUCCGGCUCUCGGUCCUCUUCCGUGCCUCAGGCCAAGUCGCCAGUCCGCGAAGUUUUGUUUCCUUUCUAUCAUGCAGAAAAUUAAUCAGCCAGGACGAGAAGCAGAGCCGAGCACGACGGCCUGUAAUUAAGGGACGUGUGCCCCUCGGAUUAUCUCGUUAGUUUAUCAAGAAAACAUUUAUUAUAAUUAAUUCUCGGACGAGUUCCUCCACUCCAAAUCCACCCAUCAAGGACCCUGACCCUGUCCACUCCAGGCGAAUCGAGACCGUCCGGCUGGGUCCCCCCAAUUUGGGCCGACUUUGCGCCUCCAAACAACCUUAGCAUGAUGUCUUAUCUAAAGCAACCGCCUUACACAGUCAAUGGGCUGAGUCUGACCACUUCGGGAAUGGAUUUGCUGCAUCCCUCCGUGGGCUACCCGGGUCCCUGGGCUUCUUGUCCUGCAGCCACCCCCCGGAAACAGCGGCGGGAGAGGACUACAUUCACUAGGGCACAGCUGGACGUUCUGGAAGCUCUGUUUGCAAAGACCCGGUACCCAGACAUCUUCAUGCGGGAGGAGGUGGCGCUGAAAAUCAACUUGCCAGAGUCCAGGGUGCAGGUAUGGUUUAAGAAUCGAAGAGCUAAGUGCCGGCAGCAGCAGCAGCAGCAACAGAACGGGGGUCAGAACAAAGUGAGACCUGCCAAGAAGAAGAGCUCUCCAGCUCGGGAAGUGAGUUCAGAGAGUGGAACAAGUGGCCAGUUCACUCCCCCCUCUAGUACCUCAGUCCCAACCAUUGCCAGCAGCAGCGCUCCAGUGUCUAUCUGGAGCCCAGCUUCCAUCUCCCCACUGUCUGACCCUUUGUCCACCUCCUCCUCCUGCAUGCAGAGGUCCUAUCCCAUGACCUACACUCAGGCUUCAGGUUAUAGUCAAGGCUAUGCUGGCUCAACUUCCUACUUUGGGGGCAUGGACUGUGGAUCUUAUUUGACCCCUAUGCAUCACCAGCUUCCUGGACCUGGGGCCACACUCAGUCCCAUGGGUACCAAUGCUGUUACCAGCCAUCUCAAUCAGUCCCCAGCUUCUCUUUCCACCCAGGGAUAUGGAGCUUCAAGCUUGGGUUUUAACUCAACCACUGAUUGCUUGGAUUAUAAGGACCAAACCGCCUCUUGGAAGCUUAACUUCAAUGCUGACUGCUUGGAUUAUAAAGAUCAGACAUCCUCAUGGAAAUUCCAGGUUUUGUGAAGACCUGUAGAAGCUAUUUUUGUGGGUGAUUUUUAAAUAUGCUGGGCUGGACAUUCCAGUUUUAGCCAGGCAUUGGUUAAAAGAGUUAGAUGGGAUGAUGCUCUCAGACUCCUGAUCAAAGUUACCGAGAGGCAUAGAAGGAAAAAGGAAGGGCCUUAGAGGGGUCCAUCAACCAGCAACCUGAAAUGGACAAACCAAUCUACUUAAGAUUCUGUUAUAGUUCUAGAUCAUUGGUUUCCUGAUUUGCAAAUGAUUGAUCAAAUAUAUUCUAGCAACAUGCAACCAAACACCACUUAAAACAAAAAUCAAACAAAACUGAGUUGUGAGGGAAGGGAGGGAAGGCCAUGGCCUUCGAAGCAGGGGUGAUCCGGUGUUUUAGCCAAUCUUUGGUUGAAUCUUAGGAAUGGACAGUGUCCCAAGCUCAUUCACGUUUCAUGACCAACUGGUAGUUGGCACUGAAAAACUUUUCAGGGCUGUGUGGAUUGUGCGACUGAUUGUCCUAGAUGCACUACUUUAUUUAAAAAAAAAAAGAUACCGCUCAUAUGGAGUCAAUAUGUAGUUUAAGAGACAAUCAGUGUGUGUCUUAUAUAAAUGGUACAUCUGUGGUUUUUAAUCUGUGCUAGACUUCAAAACUGUGAUCUCCUGUUAUUGUAUGCAACCUUGAACUCCACCUCUGCAGGGGUUCUUCUGUGAUUAAAUAGGUUAUAAUUAUAAGCAAAAUUCAGAGCAACUGAAUACUGAUCUAGAAAGAUUACCUUGGGCUGGAGGUGAGCUGCCCUGCUGUCUCUGGACAAGGAUGGAGAAGAAGCAAAAGGACCCUAAUUCACCCGUAAUUUAAUGUUGGUAAGCCUGGCAGGAAAAAAAGACAUUGGUCAAUCGCUCUGACCUGGAUGGAUUUUAAACUGAGAUCAUUGUCAUUUAUGCUUGCAGAUGUUAACUGGAAGUUAUAUAUGCAUAAACCCUUCCUGGAUUUGGCAGAUAUGUAUAAUUAUAUUAAAAUGGUUCUAGCACAACGUUGGGUCUAGUUUAAUUUUAUACCAUUGCUUAUGAAGGAAAAGCCCCAUGCUCGGCCUCAAAGUUACUUCCAACAUUUUUAUUGUAAGGCAGAGGAGAUGUUACUUAUUUCAUUCCUUCUGUUUCUACUUUUUCCCUUGCUGAUCUGUGAAGAAGUCAGAUGUGAAUGACAGUGAUUUGUAAACUUUUGUGACAUCCCUCAGGAUUGCUCCAAACCUGGAAGUUACUCCUCUCAGCCAGCCAUUAACACCUUUCCCUCCCUUGCCACAAGCUUGAAUUGAAUUGCUAGGCUCUUUGUCAGUAUGAUUUUUUUUUUUGAUGGAUCAGUGGGUUUUUUUUUGUUGUUGUUGUUUUUGUUUUGCGGGGUAUGGGGGUGGACUGCAAAUUUUCAGAAAAUAAGAAUGUCAAGAAUUUCUUGUUUCAGUUCUCUAGGAGCAUUUUUUUUCUUUAACUUAAAAAAAAAAAAAGGCUGAGGUUAAAGAUGAGAAGAGGGAGUGUGAUCAGAAUCUGAAUGGAAUCCAGGCAGAAUGAUUUCUGAACAAAAGAGUUUCAGAAAACUUUAAAAACCUAUAAUUACAGUAGUGGAACAUAAGGCACCCACCAUCAGUGCCUUGUGAGGUGUGUGUGAGCUGGGGGAGGGGAGGAUUCCCGUUUUGGUUGUAGGAGUUACUAGAAAGGACAUGGCCAAUGACCUGUGGUGCUCCUCUGGUAAAAAUUACUUAAUUUCACCUUAAAAGUCUUGUGUUCUUAAAUUUGACCAAAAUUCAAUGGCUCUUGAUUGUAUCCCUGUAAAUGAAGGUUAGAAGUUGCAA
This is a messenger RNA of Mastomys coucha (southern multimammate mouse), 4650 nucleotides long. RefSeq names its product orthodenticle homeobox 2 (gene Otx2). NCBI's taxonomy places the organism in Eukaryota, Metazoa, Chordata, Mammalia, Rodentia, Muridae. Gene Ontology annotation, biological process: multicellular organism development; regulation of transcription by RNA polymerase II. Gene Ontology annotation, cellular component: nucleus. The record is from RefSeq and is a predicted model, not a curated record. Gene Ontology annotation, molecular function: RNA polymerase II cis-regulatory region sequence-specific DNA binding; DNA-binding transcription factor activity, RNA polymerase II-specific. Bases 1931 to 2824 code for a protein of 297 amino acids. The transcript is spliced from 4 exons.